Molecule: messenger RNA, 822 nt
Organism: Symbiodinium natans
Lineage: Eukaryota; Dinophyceae; Suessiales; Symbiodiniaceae
Source: the annotation of a GenBank genome assembly
AUGGUGGUGCCAUGGCCAGUGCCAGUCCGGCGGACGGCAAUCGAUGACGUCGGCCUCCGUGGCAUCAGCGUCGGCCAGCUGCGCGAGCUUGCCGAUUAUCUGAGGCGCCUUUGCAAAACUGGGGCCCUGCGCUACACGAAGGCCUCCCGGGGCCCGUUGGGCGAGCGGAUUAAAUGGACGCAGAUUGCCAUGUACGAGAUCUGCAACGAGGUGGUCAAGCCCGUCAUCCGCUCGCUGGGAGUUGCAGACUGCAGCUGGGUGGAGCUGGUGGCCAGCGGGCCGCAGCGCCCGCACACCUUCAUCUCCCACUCCUGGAAGGAGUUCUUUCGCGACUUCAUGUCGACGGUGUUCAACCUUGAAAUGGAACGUGGCCUGACAGUUCGACACGCGGUCUGGAUCUGCACCUUUGCCAACAACCAGUUUGAGGUUGUGCUGGGGACGCGGCUUCUCAGCUCCCCCUUCUUCAGAGGCUUCGGGGAGGCCAAGGAGACGGCUCUGUUCCUGGACUUUGCGGCCGACUCUCUGAGCAGGUCCUGGUGCACCUUUGAACUGGCCGUCACCACCGACACGCAGCAGGCGCGGCUGCGGUGGCGUCUCCGCGAAGAGCUGGCGGAGAGCCGGGGCGUUCCAGCUGGGGAGGUGACCUGGGCAGAUGUAGAGCAGCGCCUCAUGCAGGAACAUGAGAAGCUGACGACGGACGUCUUCGACGGGCAAAAGCCGCUUCUGCUUUGCACCCCAGUGCCUUGCAUGCACAUCUUCAGAAAAUCCCUCCCCACCAGGUCUUCGCAAGCAUUGCAAGCCAAGGCUGUCAAUAAAACAUAA